AUGACCCUAUCGCCAGAAACCCUUCUGAUCGUCCUCGCAAUCGCCAUGUGCUCUCUUCUGCUGCUCUUUUCGAUCGCCGUCGUCGUCGUUUUUCAUUGCUGCAAAGUCGAGAAUCUUCACGGGAUCCCGCAAGCAAUGCUCGAGAGAACUCGACAUUCGAUGCACUGGGCUCGUCAUUCGGUGUUCAGUCAUCGAGAUUAUGACGAUUACGACGAUGAUCUCUGCACAACAUCUCGUCAUCUUUUACGACCGCCUCCAACGGUCGUUUAA
Caenorhabditis bovis is the source of this 270-nucleotide messenger RNA. Lineage: Eukaryota; Metazoa; Nematoda; Chromadorea; Rhabditida; Rhabditidae. The record is from the annotation of a GenBank genome assembly.